Messenger RNA from Pocillopora meandrina, 13258 nucleotides. The record is from the annotation of a GenBank genome assembly. NCBI's taxonomy places the organism in Eukaryota, Metazoa, Cnidaria, Anthozoa, Scleractinia, Pocilloporidae.
AUGGAUGAUAAGAUCAGCAACAAUACUCAAAACUUCUCCAGCGCAUGGGAACCCAGUCCCCUCUCACAUUGCAUUCCCUGGAUUGUAGUGUUCAUCACUGAAUGUCUGGCCAUAGUCAUCCUAAAUAUCAUCACCAUUAUUGUAUUUGUGAAGCAGCGCGCGCUUCAGGGCCGGAGUACGUACUUGAUCAUCCAUCUUGCCGUCGUCGAUCUCUUGGUCGGUGCAUUCAGUGGACCUUUGCGAAUAGAAAAUAGAAUAGCAUUGUUUUGCAACCUGUGGAAGUACGACUGGGAGACCCAGUGGCUGAAUCACACAAGAGGUGUAUUAUUCAUUUUUCCAGUCGCCUCUCUUUUGAAUCUCGCUGCUAUUUCAUUGGAACGAGCACACGCAACAGUUUGUCCAUUCAGGCAUCGUCAUGCUAAUAGGAGGGUUUAUGUAGUUAUUAUUGCUGGCAUUUGGUUAUUGGCGAUAGGGUUAACACUGACUGAACAAAUCUUUUAUCUCUAUCUCAUCCCUGUGGAUAAAGUUUAUUUCUCAUAUUUCUUCGCUGCUCUUUUUGUCAUUUUUCUUUCUUAUCUCUGUAUAUUUGUGAAAGUGCGUUGCAAUCGUCACCCUCAGCAUCAUAACGCAGCCGGUCAGAGGGAAGGGAGACUAACCUAUACCUUGUUUCUUGUUACUAUGGGAUCUUUGCUCACUUGUCUCCCAGUCAUGAUCUACCAAGGCCUAGUUAGUUUUAACAAUGAUUGUUUUUCAAAAGUAACUGGAAAAGUGAGCUUUCAUGUUGAUAUUAUGAUGCAAACACUCUUCCUUUCCAAUUCUGUGAUAAAUCCCAUAAUUUACGCCCAGCGGAUACCAGAACUAAGAGCAGGCGUAUCACAACUAUUUCAAUUAAAUCGAAACCGUUUAGAGUUCGAUGAUUUUCCGCUUCGCAGACUCCAUUUAGAGGAAAUUAGAAACUAGAGAGACAGCGCUGUAAAUAUUUCAUUUAAUUAUCGUCACGUUUGACACUUAUAUGACAGCACAGGCCUAAACAUCGACAAAAAAUAAAGCAAACCAGAACCAAAAAAAUAAAAUAAUUAAAAAAAAAAAAAAACGCAAAAGUGUAGGUACACUUUGGACAUGAUGUCCUCACGCGAAGCAAAAAUUAUAAUUUUCCCAGUCCACAAGGGUGAUCCCUAUUGUUUUCAAUUAUACGGUUAUUUCUAGAUAUUUAGGCUUCACUCCUUUUAUUGAUGUUUAAGUAAUACUUGAUAUUAGUUGGUAAUUAUUUUUAGAAUUGUUUAUUUCCAUGGCAAGACAGCUUGGAAAUAUAAGUAACAAUUUUGUCAACUCUAUACUCGGAGAUUUGUUAAAUCGGCUAGUUUGAGUUUCAUAACUAGAAAUUUCAGAAUUUAAAUGGGAUGAUUUCCUGGUAUUCAGGCCCAAGACUCGUGGUUCAGGUGUUUGAAAUUAUAAAAAUAAAGAGUCACGCGACUUUAAAGCUAAGGACACAUAAAUCAUUUUAAAAGGUCUUAGAAGCUACAUAUACGUCUACAAUAAUUCUUCCCUGUCUAAAACAAUCAAAUAUAUAUAAAAAGAGUUUGAUUUAUUAGAGUGUACUCUAAUCAAAUCAUUUUAACAAGAUUAAUAAAAUAAAGGCGAUAACUGCAACUGCAGCUGUUAGAAUCUAUAUUAAUUGUCUCAUAAAAUAAGGAUAUGUGAGUGACUUUUUCAAUCAGAGGGUCUGCUACACUCUGGCGUUUUGACGGUUUUAGCCAAUUUUUUCUUUCGGUUUGCGGUCGCAGUCGUACGUAUGAUAACCUAUGUCUCAGCAGUCGGGAGGUCCAUAUAGGGAAAAGCUGUUCCCCGCUUUCUUGGACAUCGGAAAUCACACUGGAUUCAUACUUAAGUCCACUAGGUCGCGUUGCCGAACGUCUUUGAAUCGGAGCCUAGGCCGCCCUCUAGGUCUGGUUCCUUCUUUCGAGUCGCUGACAUGCUUUGGUUUUAGUUGUGAAGAGAGUAGUCCAGAGUUUGUGAUUCGGAACAGUUCUUCAUUUGUUAUCUUAUCCUCCCAUCCAAGGAGAGAUCUGAGACAUCUGGUGUGGAACUCGCCAAGGUAUGAUUCCUUAGGUCUGUAUGUGGUCCAGCAUUCAGCACCAUAUGGCACUAUAUGGCAGCUUUAUACACUCAUACUUUGGUUCUAGUGGUGAGAUGCUUGUUCUUCCACACACGAUCAGUAGACGACUGAAAGUUGUAAAGAAACUUUCCUAAGUAUUAUGGAUAUCUCGUCCUCUAGAGACAUAUUUGGCGACAUAACGAUGGUUUUCUUCAGACUGAUGAGACCAAACACUUUGCAUGACUCAGAGAAACAGGCUAGAAUUUAUUGAAGCUACUCCUCAAAUGAGGCACAAAGAGCAGCAUAGCCAGCAAAGAGAAGCUCGCUGAUGACAACUUCCUGGACUUUUGACCUCGCCUUGAAGAGGGAGAAGCGGAAGAAAUUACCAUCAUCGCGAAAUAGAACUCAAUACUUCACUCAAAGUUUUAUGACCAACUAACUUUUUGGGAGGAUUAAGAUAUCAAAUAAAUGAAAGUUACAGUAAUUGAUUUAAUUGUAGACAAAUGCCUCACUUUUUAACUUCUGAGUUACUUUUGAUGAAAGGUCAUUAAAUUACAAAGGGUUUUUAGGUCGUUUGUCAACCAAUUUUUUCCGAAACCAUUUAUUUUUUGUGAUUUGAGUGAGAAUCCAAGUGCUCUGUAAGCAAACUCGUGAAUUGACACAUGAUUUUUUAGAUUAUGUUUAAUGUUAUCUGGUUUAGGGAAUUUUGUGGUUGAUUGUCAUAUCUAGAGUACGAGCAGUAGUUCGCUAAUGUAGCAAAGAAACAAAGUAACGUUGGGAUAAGAAGGCAUUACAAUUGAAAUGAUCAUGCUAUCAUUUGACAAGGUGGAUGUGUCAUGUGUUUUAAACGUCUAUCAUUUUUGUUUCUGGUUCAAAAGAAAAGGUUGGAAGUAAAUGUGGGUGAAAAGUGAAAUUUACUGUCUUUCGUUGUAAAUAUUAGAAAAUCAAGGCAAUACUGUCUUAAUGAAAACAUUAACGAUUCCCUCUUUAUCAAAUGAGACAAACGGGAACGAGUUUUGAGUGAUAUAACUAAGCCAAGCCUGCCACCGUCAUUUUGGAUCUCCGCCUGGGUAGAUUUAAGUCACUUGCUAGGCAACGUAUGAUCAAUAACAAGAUAGAAUUUCAUUUCAGGCCUAUUUAUCAAUUUUGUGGUGUGUAACUUUCGCAUUUUAGUACGUUGUAUGUAUUUUGAAUCUUCAAAUUGUCUUGAAACUUAAAAAGAAAAUUGUUCUUUAAAAAAUUCACUGAAAAUCGGUAGCUAAAAUUGUUUGUUUAGGUGCUAUUUGAUUUUCGUGUUAACUUGUAAUUUCGUUAGUCGCCGGCAUCUUUAGUUGCUUCACACAGGAAAAACACACAAUACGAAACGUAAUGAUCGAUUUUGUCCUCAAUCUGAUGCCGUAACAGAAAAAGCUUUUGAACAUCUGUAAACGCCCAGCGCUUCGCAGUAAGUGAUAUUUUCAAUGAAUCUUCGGAUUGUUUUCAAGUUCAAGGAUUGUAAACUACAAUUUUAUGAAAAACGAAAGUAGUUCUGUUAUUUCAGUGUGAAUCUUUGCAUGCCUGCCAGUAGCUGGCGCCGCUUGUUGAAACUAAAACAAAAAAAAAAAAAACCUCUUUUAAGAUUAUCAUUGGCUUCUUUUUCACCCCACCACUAUUCUUAGCAACAAAGGUCGCCAUUUCGUCUGUUUAUUGCUCGCCAAAAACUAUAAAAUGCACUCAAAAGCCUAAAAUCUAAAAAAAGUUUACAGGAAUCGACCAAUCGAGCGAGCGAGCGAAUGCCAUUCCCCACAUCGUAUCUAUAACUCGCUCUUGCGCAUGCGCGCAAUUCACGAGUUAAAAAGGAGAAAAUUCUUUGCUUAAAAUGCUGCCCAGCUGGCAAAACACCACAUAUUCAUGAAAAAUCACAACGAAGUCAGAGAUCGGAUACCACGCACUGUGAGAGAGCAGGAUGGAAGAAUACUGCCCUCUCUCGGAGCCAAUGAGAUCGCAAGAUUUGUAGAAUUCCACCGCUCGUGCAUUGUGAAAAAAGUAAAAUGAAUUAUCACGUGGCAGGAGCCCAUGGGCCCCUGCACGCGGUUACAGAAAAUUGUUACUUAUCGCGAGGUUUUCAGAUUUUCCGGUGUGAUGGCGCCGGGUUUUGUAAAUAUAGUUAACAAACUUGGAAAACUGAGCGGCUUCUUCAUUUUCUGCUUUCUGAAGCUUCUUCUCAAGCAAAUCAAAGAAGAUUGUAUUUUGAGACUAGAGCAGUCAAACAGGGCAGGAAAUGAAAAGGCGCAAUUUUUCUACCAUCUCUCCCCUGCGGUGACGAAAUUUGACAGAAGGCCAGGCUUUAAAGUCAAAUGGAGAGCGCUUUUAAGGACGGCGGCCACGGAUCUGCAGUGAGAUGUUGACGAAGUUAUCAAAUGCGUCUCCUUCUUUGAAAGCUUGGAGCAGUGCUCAGGAAUAUUCUUAGCAAUGAAAAGUUUUGGAUAAAUUAAAGUUACCUCGUUUCGUACAGAAAGUGUGCCAUUUUAACAAUCCACUUCUUUUUUUAAUUGGCAAUUUGAUUUCGAAUUGAGUGUAGAGUUGGCCUUGUAUGCUAUACAGUGAACCCACUUAACAAAUAUAUCCAGUGAACUGAAAUUUCAUUGAGACUGAGGUGACUAAAGUCGAUAAGUACAAAUUUAAUUAUUAGAGUCAGUUUUCUUGCAUCAUUACUAAGUUCUCACACAAGUAUACUUGAUAAUAUGUCUGUAAGUCAUCUUCGUUUCUUUUUUCUUGCAAGUCAUUGCAAGAAAGUGCAGUCAAAUGUUUGCAAGCGUUAACAUGAAAACAGGACAGUGGUGUAGCUGGGUCAGGCCUUCUUCCUUUCUAACCCUUGUCGACACAUGGGUUCACCCAGCAACAAGGGAUGAUUUUUUUGUGUGCAGAUACUGAAGCAGAAGCUGAUAUUUUCACCUCAUUAACCGUAUUUCCUUUUUUUUUCCUUUUUAUAUUAAGGCAUGACUUAUUACCGAAUCACUUAAAUUUCAUUUUGUUAUUUUUUGUGUUUUUAUCUAUACAACCAACCUUUUUUCGGUUUUUGGUCAACCGACUGAGAUAACUAGGUAAGUCUCGAAGCAAACCACAUACUGGUACACAGCGGUAACGCAGGCUCAUGUCAAUUGCUAUCUUUGUUGUGAUUGUAAAAGCCCGAUAAACCAUGAGGAUCAACCUGAUCCGAAACUGGACCGGUUGGCUCCUUAUAGUCAAUCUACUCUUCCUUAUUUCGAGUUAUUUCUGUCAUUACAUGGAAUUUUAAUAUAAAAGUUGACUAUUGAAUAUCAAAUUCUCCUCGCUCUCUCUUUUGUUUUAUCCUCAAACUAAAUAAAAAAAAUAUAGUCAAGAUUUAUGCAUCUUGUAAAGAUCCUCUCACGAGAGGUGCAAGCAAUUCUUAAAACGAAUGAAUGAAUGGAGGUGAGUUUCUAAAGAACCUGUGUCACAGCUUUCAGAGCGAAUAUGACGAAAGGGUAACACUCGAAAUGUCUCCUUUAGAAUCCCUUGGCCGCAGUUGAUUCAUAUCAUCAACUUAGUUUAUAAAACCAAACUCUCGACGUUAGUUAAGCUUCAAGGUACAAAAGAUGUGUGGAAGUACUUGACUGAAAGUAAUCUUUUCAGGUUUAUGAACUGACCCCUUUCGUAAUAACUGAAACAAAACACCAAGAAAACCAGAAGAAACUCAAGUUCCAAAAAUAUCAGUGUCUAAGAUGAGGUUGCUCAUAAUUUCCUCCAAUUAAACAAGAAAAAGAAAAAAAAAAAAAAACGGCAACUAAAAUAGCAACAACGGAAAACUAAUACUAAGUUUACGUUUUCCAGUCGUAAAAUUAACUUUGAGUACGUUGUCUAAAGUACCGCACUUUAGACAACGUACUCAAUAGUAUUGAAAAGCUGUGAAUAUAUGAAAAUCAUGUGUGUGAACAGCGGAUUAAGAAAUGAAUAUGAAAGCAAUCUUCCCAGUGAGCUUUGUUUGCUCAGUUGGUAGAGUACUGUACCGAUUGAAAGUUUUUCCAGACUUUAUUUUCGCUACUGUUUAAAUAGUGUUCAUCAUAGCGAAGAUCACUUUUAUAUUCAGUACUUAUUAAAUUAAACAAUUCUGUUUUGGGAAAAACAUCCAACCACUAAUUCAUUUAGGUUGCUCCAAACUUUCGGCGGCAAGACUACUUCUAUCGAAGAAACUUUCCCUACAAAUUAAAGUUGAGGAUCCAAACUUACUUAUUCCAAAAAAACAAAAUUAAAAAAAUCUUAAAAAGCGUGUUAGAAAUUUACAAUAAAAAAGUUUACAAAUUAUUACAACGUGGAAUCCCUAACAACAUCAGUUCGUGGCAAACAACGUCACAAUAGAUCAACUUUGUUCGCUCUCUCAUUUUCAUGUUGUGGUUUUUGAAAAUGGACAAGUCUAUCCCUAGACAUGAAACAUUCAAACAGGGAAGAUGUCCUUGAUUAAAACCAAAGCACAUCCAGAAUCUAAAAAUCGCAAAACUUGUGAAUUUUUCUAAUUAAUAAUAUUAAUAUCGUGCUGAGAGUGACUUUGGUUCGUGGUUUGCCCAACCUUCGAACAGUGGCGUCGAAUAAGAUUUUUUCCCCUCGUGUAACCCAAACGAGAACGUGCUCGUAGAAGCUGACUGGGCAAACGUGACUGGAAAAUUAUCACUUUGCUGUGAGGUACCAUUUUGCUUGCUGUGAACAGCAGGAGUUCUACAAUAUUAUUCGCUUGCGGCUCACAGUGUGAGCCAGGUGCCAACAUAAUUUUCUGUGAGAGCGUGAAAUGCCUCUUAACGAUAAGGAGUCGAAAACUCGCAAAAUGAUUUCUAAAAAUGGUAUUUUCUUCAAAAAAAUUAAAAGGGAAAGUAAAAUUGACGAAAUGUUGCGAAAUUUAAACAGAACAUGAACUGAAUAACGAGUAACUCAGUUGUGUCGGCCUCCCUUUUCAAACAAAUGCUCCCCUUUUUUGAGGCUUUGGAACGCAGCACGCUUGCAAUUUUCGCGACACUAGAGCUUGACAGCUCUAUUAAAAGAAAAACCAAUGGUUAUACGGAGAGAUGCUUUCUGACCUAGAGGGAGUGACUUUCUUUCUAUAACACUAUGCAGUAACACAGCAUCGGAGAUCACGCUUGAUAACGGAUAAAUUCGUCAGAAUUGUGUUCAGUAAUUUUACUGUUUAUCGGCUUCGUUGGCAUUAAAGGAGGAAAAUCAAAUACCUUAUAGUUUAAUCGAAUUCUGAAUUCAACAAAAUUGCUAAGGAUAUAUUAUAUACUUGUGUUUCCUGAAAAACAGUGUACCUACGAAGUUUUCUCCGGAAGAUAUCUGAGAAAGUUUGGAGCAACCUUAAUGCAGACUCUGUUGGAGGUUAACUGUCAAACAAUGAAGCUAACACAUUUUUCUUAUAAGGGGGCUCAAUGAUUGGGGAAUUAUUUUCCACAUAAUUUCUGUUUGACUUUGGAUUUCACCUGCUUAAUUCAUGAUACGAUAUAAACGUGGUGAGUAAGGCUUGCCAGUUUAUUUGGCAAGCUGUUCCCGAAACAUUGGACACCCUGGGAAGAUUUUUCUGGAUCUUAAAGAAAGUAAGUUAAGUGGAAUUUUCGGCCGUAUAAAUGCCAAUUUGAUAGUUUCCAUUUGUUACUCACUAAACAAAAACGCUUUAAUAGUCGUAUCUUUGAAAGAAUAUCAUGUCUGAUCCAACUUUUUCUUUCCUUAACAAAGCCAUGUACCCCUAUUUGAGAAAUUUUAUCAUAUUUGUUCUUAUUUAGCUUUAAGUGGUAUUCUCAUACAACUGCGACCUGACAACAGGAUAGCGCAUAAUCCUCCUUGAAACACCGAAAGGUAAAUAACAUUAAUUUCUCAUCAGAUGUCAUGCUCUUUUGUGCUGCUUCAUCUCAUAGAACUAAAGGACACAACUGAGAAAAUCGCGUCAUGUCGACCCAAAUGCAAAGAUUCCUUUGUUUUCUAAACUCAGCGAACUUAGGGUGUAGGAUCCAAGACUUAUAAUUACAGUGAGCGCGUUCGUCCUCUUGCCAUUUGAAGAUUUGGGAAUAGUUACAGAAUCUUGAUGUUGUCGAAUUCGAGGGAGAUCUUUUUGUGUCGAUUUCUGGCAAUGAGUGGCACCCUCUUCUAAAUUUGUAACGAAUGUGCAUUCAAAUUUGCUUUUUCUGUAAUGUCCCUCAUUACUCGGGUCGUUUUAAAGUAGAAAAAAAUGAAAGAAACGCUAUUGAGACCAACAACGAAUUGCCCGAAAGAUCUAUCAGGUCCACACAGAAGCAGAAGUUCGUGUGAAGCUCGAACAUGGUCGAGUGCGGUCUUACUUCCGACUGAGCAGGAGGAUUGCGGGCUCAUUUCAAGAACAGUGGGUGUUAAUCGGGCUCAACGUCUGUGAUUGAAGGAUCAUCGUCUAUGUUGUUAUUGAUCGUCUUAGUGUGAUCGUAUUAAAGUCUCCAGCGUCUCGAGAUUUUUUAAAAAAAGAUAUACGCGAACUACCUAGUAGUAUGGAAAAACGAAGCUUAACAAUUUGACAGUUUCAAACGUAGUUUACAAUAAAAUAAUCAAGAAGUGAAAACUUAACCAUGAAUGAGAGUUUCAUACUUGCCAAGAUUUGCAUUUGCAGGUUUAGAGUUUAAGGGUCUAGAGCCCUGGUAUUUAGGGACUAUAAGGACAUGCGCAGUUGACAUAAAAAAUGGCGAGCGCAUGGUCCGUGUUUUGUGAGGCUUAAGUUCAACUAUUACAGUUGAUUUAAUUUGUGGACCAGAAGACGAGAUUCUGGCAAGUAAUAAAGAAAAAUCGUACAAGAUUUUUCUACUUCAAGCGCAGGUAACAUUAUGCGUAAUCAAGUCUUCAACUACCCCCAAAAAGACGUUUUAAUGUUCAUAUUACAGUCCAAAUCGUCUACUUUGCCAACUCGCUGGUAAAUCAUAUAAACAGUUUUGGUAUAUUAUAUAUUGAUCUUAUUUGAAAUUGUUCAAACUCUGUUGAUUCAUUGCUUCACGGAAAUCUCUUGUUUAGAAUUAAAGUUGAAAAUGAAAUAGCUACAGCAAAUGAAUAACAAAUAUGUAAAAAGGUGAAAGGACAGAAAACAAUUGUUUACCCUUAGUGUUCAAUGACAUUUUUACGCCGAGAGGAAAUUUAAAUUUAUUAUGUUAUUUGAGAUCUGUAAUUUUCAAUUCACUGAUAUUGCGGUCUAUGAAGUGGGUAAUUCAUAAACUUUUAUCUACGAAUAAGAUGUGUUAUUUGAAGAUGGUGACUCCUUUCGGUUCCAAAAGCGAAACGUAAUUUAUAUGCUCUCUUUACACGAUGAGAGUUGAGAAAUUUAUUAUUUUUCUCGGGUAUGCACAAAAGCAAGAAGGUUUGAACGUGCGGAGAUAUUUCUAAAAGAAUUAUGUUAUUUUUCCAAGUACACGAUAUUCCAGCAAGUAGCCCCAAAAUGUUGCAUCAAGGUUUGUUUUUCUUGUUAUUUUUAGAUAUCUACAAACAAUUCUGAAGUAAACAAAAAAAAAAAAUCUGUCAAAACGAAAGUCAUUACGCAUUCUUUACGUAUGUGGUGUUAAGAAACUAGAAAUCUAGAAUCCACGAAAACGUCCCACAGACAUGGUCCAAAAAGGUUUUGUUAAUUUUGUUGUAAUCAGAAUUUAAAAAGAAUGACAGGAAGGAACUGUCAUGCAAAAAGCACAUUAACUAGUCGAAGAGGCCAGAAUUAAGUUCUUCAGCCAACACAUCGAGCUAAAUGAUAUUUUGCAGGUGAACAGGAAGCCAUUUACCAAGUUAAACUUCAUUUCCUGUUGUAUGCAAAUAUUGAGGGUUAAGCAAAGAGAAGAGUGCCUUAAAUACAAGUCUAAAUAACAGCUUAAGUGUUAUGCCGGAACUAGUCGCUGAGCAAAACCUCCGUAUUUGGCGACUUUGUGACUGUUUCAUUUCAAAACAGUUUUCUAAUGUCAACAUAACAACUUCAAAGGCUUUAAGUCCUUCUUUCUAAUAGGUAUGGUUACAGCAGCAGCACUCUAUGUGUAUAAUGUCGCAACACCAAUGCGCAUGUGCCGAAGCUUUGUGCCUUGGCCGUUACGCGCGUUAAUUUAGCCAAACCGAAUAUAACUUAGCAUAAGGUUUUAACUGAGCAUUUCAUUUAUUAUAAGGGACCUAUAGAUUUGUGCAAGAAUACUGAAAGAAAAUUCCAUAAAAUUCGCCCUAUGUUACGAAUUUUUAAAGAAAUUUCGCCCGACAGUUUGAGCCAUUCUUUACAGCGUUGUCUUAUAGAAGAGAAAAAUUGCUAGAACUUCAAGACCAAACGAGCAAUUUUUCGUAAAUUUCACCAUGCAAUAAUCAAGAGACCCUUCUUUAGUGGAAAAAAAAACAAGGUUAAUACGACCAUGUUUUUUAUUUAUCUCACGAAAUAGGCAAGGAGUUCCUGAUUGGUUCAGUUUGCCAGCUUCUCUCAUUCUAUGCCAAAAACUUCCAAUUUAAAGAUGACUUCGAUGGUUUGAUUAUUUAUUUGAGCGAAGUAUUCCUCUUUGUUCAGGUUAACCUGGAUUGUAAACUAAGCGUCGAAAUCGCGUGGUUGAUGGAAAACAUAAGCGCGUAAGUAAAUUUUGUGCCUGAGUUUUACACUCCAAGAAAUCUUUUUUAACAAAAGAGAGCCAUCUCUAUAUGUGGCAAUUAGAGUUUGUUGUUAAAAAAAUACUUCAGUCGUUGAGCGCUAUUAGCUUAACGAAUGCCCUGCAUGCUGUAAUUAUCUUCAUGCAUGAUUAAAAGAGACCGCUACCUUUCACCAUAAUGCAUCUUUUUUUUUAAAUCAUCUACUCUAUUUUCUCGAACCUGGGCCAAUCUACUACUACUACUACGAAAUGCAAUAUUCUAGAAGACGUUUUAUUAUCAACCCACUCUUUUUCCUUAUCUAACAGCUGUGCCUAAAAUAAGCCUAAAUUCACCGAUAAACGUCUGGCUACUCAGACUUUUAUUAAUCUUAUGCAUACAUCGUGUCACGAACCUUAUCUUCAUUGGCUUAUUUUCUCUUAGUUCACUGUUUGACACCAUGAAAAGAACAGCGAAAAUAGAAAGGACAGGGCGCCUUAAAAACAUCAUGUUAUACGAGAGAUUACGAAAAAAGGAAGUUAUAGUUAAUUUUAAUGGUACAUUUUUCAUUAAUAGUAAUUCUAUUUGUGGAAAAUACCACAGACAUCAGUUGAUUAAUUGGUAAAUGGUGAGAUACCCAUCUGUAACUGUGAAGCAGCAACGCAAGCAAAUUUUUCUGGUACCGAGUUUUCAUCAAAGUGCUUUGAAUAAAGGCAUUGGUUUUGAAAAAAAGUUUCUCGUUUCUAUUCUUUUCUAAUUUUCUCUUUUCUUUCGACUUUGUCUUUAUCAGAAGACUCUUAAAAGAAAAGAGACGUAAUUUAGACAAAUGAAAUUAGAUGAUAAUGACUGUUAGUCUGUUUUGGUGUGUUUAUCAGAUGUUUUCAGCUGGUUAAUCUGAACAACAUAAUAAGGCAAAAAAAACGGAUUCCCAUAUUUACCUGACAUGUCUCAACUUUGGAAUCACUCCGUUUAUUUUCUUGAACAUAAAGAACGAAAGUGAGGUGUCCAGUCGUUCAAAACCAAACGUAAGAGAUUCUAGCCUGGAAACCAGUAUUUAAAUGUCUUGAAAUGUCUUUGAAUGAACAUAUCAUACAAUGUUUUGGUGGGCCAGAAAUUCUUCAAAUAUUUUUUUUUGCUAAUUUUUGUAAUGCGGUUGUUCUAAAUUUCAGAUCUUUUCGCAGAAGUCACUCAUCUGUGAGUUUACAAUCGCAAAUAUCAAAUGCAAGGUAACGGUAAACGAUAUUUUCUCACCUGUUCCUAUCGUGCUUCUGUAAGCAAGUUUUUUUUUCACAGAACCAAGAAAAAAGGACAACUGUAAAAAAACUCAUCGUGCCGACUGAAUAUCGAUGAGUUUUUGUAGUCUUUUUAAUCAGUACUCCGCGGCUAUAUUUCGACCAGCCAAAUGAACUGAAAGUUUAUGACACAUGAUUAUGGUAAGGAACAAAAUAGAAAUGAGAUUAAAAUAUGCCCGCAUUCAUUUUUGCUUCCUGAAAACAUAUACCGGAAGAGGCGUCAGCAAGGAACAAAGGAAAAUUCAGGAAUGUAGGUAAAUUUCAGAAAGCUUUUUCUUCUUUACUUUAGGUAAUUCUUUGGUUUCCAAGUAACUGGCGAAACAAAAUGGCGAACAAGAUCAGCAACAAUACUCAUAACACCUCUAGCCAAGAAGACUUGAUGUUAGUUCCUCUCGCACAUUGUAUUCCAUGGCUUGUUGUCUUCAUCACUGAAUGCCUGGCCAUAGUCCUUCUUAAUAUCAUCGCUGUUAUCGUAUUCGUGAAGCAGCGCAAGCUACAACGACAGAGCACAUAUCUGAUUAUCCAUCUGGCCAUAGUCGAUUUGUUAGUUGGCGCAAUCAGUGGGCCUUUACGAAUCGAACUUAAAAUGGCGUCAUUUUGCAAUCUGUGGAGAAACGACUGGAUGAAUCAAUUGUCAAUUCGCGUAAAAAUCACAUUCAGCAUUUUCCCAGUUGUUUCCCUGCUAAGUCUUGCGGUUAUUUCUUUAGAACGACUGCGUGCAACAUUUUGUCCAGUCAGGCAUCGCCAUACAAAAAAAAUGGGUUUAUAUGAUAAUUAUAACUUUAAUCUGGUUAUUAACCACUGGUUUACUGGCGACAGAACAAAUCUUUAUUUCAGACCCUCUAAAUUCGGAAAUUGCUUACUUUUCAUAUUUUUUAUGACUCUCUUCGUUAUUUUAGUCUCAUAUCUCUGUUUAGUUGUCAAAGUGCGUUGCGGUCGUCAUCCUCAACACCAUGGUGCAGCCGGACAGAGAGAAAGGAGACUGACCAAUACCUUGUUUGUUGUUACUUUUGGAUCGAUGGUAACUUGGCUUCCACUUAUAAUACACCAAAGCCUAGUAAUCGCUUUGCACAUCGGGGAAUCAAGUCAGUUUCCUUUAUCCCAGAUAGCGAGUUUUCAUGUUCAUAUCUUAGUGCAAAUCAUAUACUUUGCAAACUCCUUGAUUAAUCCCAUAGUUUACGCCCUGCGGAUGCCUGAAUUAAGGGCUGGUAUAUCGCAACUAUUUAAACUGAAUCGAAAACGUUUCAACUUCCUUGAUUUGCCCUUCGAAAUCAUCAGUCUAGAGAAACAGAAGAAACAGUGC